Messenger RNA from Styela clava, 1417 nucleotides. The record is from RefSeq and is a predicted model, not a curated record. Lineage: Eukaryota; Metazoa; Chordata; Ascidiacea; Stolidobranchia; Styelidae.
UCAACACACUUACUUUGAACCGCGAGUUUCAGAACAACUUAAGAGUUACGAGUAGCGUCAUUUAUUAGAGUAGCAACCUCCUCGUGGAAGUUUGAAUGAGAUUUGCAGCAUUUCAGGGUUACGUGUUGCUUUGGAAAAAACACAAAUGAUUUUUAUUCAUUCAGUUAUAACGUAAAUACCCUGAAACUUCGAGAUGAAAAUCUCAAUCGUUAUUCUUUUAAUCUACGUCAUCACUUUAUCCUGGUGUCAAGAUGAAACCGUGUUUCACUGCUCAGACAAGCGCAUUGAUGAAAAUCUGAAUGACAAAGAGUUCCCGAUUACAUGCAAAUCUAUGAACGCUACUGAAUCAAGGAAUACUCGCAACUUGCUUCCUGUCGUAACUCAAAAUAGUUUAGAAAUUAGCGAGAAUCGUAACGAGAUCGCAGAGCAAACAAACGAAAUAAAUGAUUUCCGUGAUAGCACUCUUCAACAGUCUCGUCAAAUUGACAAUCUACUGAAGGAAAACACAGAACAAAACUCUGAAAUCAGGGACUUGAGGAAAGAUUUGGUCGGACUUGAAACAAUGAACAGAAAACUUCUGGAAGAAUUGGGCGAACAAAAGCAAACAAACAAUGAGAUGAAGAAAGCACUGAAUCGGAUUGAAGAAAAACUCUCUGCAAUGGAGAAGCCUCAACAGGUUCAAUCUGGAAACCAACAGAGACCGACGACAACAACCAAAACAACUCUGAAACCGACCCCUUCCCUAGAAAACUGCAAAUUGAAGAUCAGCAAUGUUUGUUAUUUCGCUGUGAUAUUUGCUGAAGAUGAUGUCAACUACAACAAAGCAGUUGAUAUUUGUAAGAAACGUAACGCAGAUGUUGGUUUGAUUCGAGAUGAAGAAUCUUACAAUGCGGUUAUGAAUUACUUGAGAAGUAAUAUUCCAAAGGGAAGGUCGUGGAUUCUUAUCUGGACAGGAAUCUACUUUGAUCCAAAGACGGAUGACGUCACACCUGCAGAUUCAUUCAUUAACUGGUAUCCAUCUGCUCCACUCCACGGCAUGAGUAGCACAACUGUUUAUCUCAAUGUUGAUUCCAAACCAUCUGAAAGUUGGCAAGGAAUGGUGAAUGCUUCUCCUACUUUGAAUCUAAACGGAGUUAUUUGUGAAAUCCUGAUCUAAUGAAAUGUCUGCUUGGUUGUAUUCUGUUCUUCGGGAUCUAUCAUCAGAUAGAUAUAUAUCAUUGAUUACAUUACUAAUUUGAAAAUUUAACGAUUGUCGAAUGUUCAUUUAUAAAAAAAAUUAAAAAUUCAUUUUUAAAUUUCAUAUUGUUUUGUCGAUUCAACUACAUAUUUUUAUCUCAUGUUGAUAAUAACCAAUCUUGAGUAACGUCCUAUUUUGUCAAAACAUGUAGUGUGCUAUCCUUGUGUAAUAAAGAAGUGU